AUGUGGAAGGAGGCCGGACAGGCCCAACAGGAGGCGUCUUCCCGGGAAAAAGAGGUGUGGCAGAGCAAAGGAGCCCGAAAAGAGGGUGGUCUUUGGAGAGGAGCCACGCUGGACUGGUCCUUACGAGAUCACAGAAACAUCACAUCUGGACAAAAGAACGUCACUCUGACAUGUCGAGCUCCUAACAACAACACCAUAAUUAUUGUAGAGUGGAGCAGAGCUGACCUGGGAGAUAAAUAUGUGCUUUUGUACCGGAAUGAGCGCUUUGAUCCAGAUAACCAGCAUCCAUCUUUUAAGAACCGGGUGGAUCUGCAGGACAGACAGAUGAAGGAUGGAGACGUGUCUCUGAUUCUGAAGAAUGUGACGAUUAAUGACACUGGAACAUACGAGUGUCGUGUCAAGAACGAGCUAGACAGUAUGAAGCUCAUCAACAGCAUCGACCUGAUUGUUGUUCCUCCAGACCAGAAAAUCAUCCCAGCGGAGUCUGGACAGAAGAGCAUCAGUCUGCCAUGUCGAGCUCCUAACAGCAAUAUCAGAGUUGUAGAGUGGAGCAGAGCUGACCUGGGAGAGAAAUAUGUGUUUGUGUACCGGGAUGGUCAGUUUGUUCCAGAUGACCAGCAUCCAUCUUUUAAGAACCGGGUGGAUCUGCAGGACAGACAGAUGAAGGAUGGAGACGUGUCUUUGAUUCUGAAGGAUGUGACGACUGCUGAUAGUGGGAUGUACAAGUGUCGUGUCUUAAUGGAGGAAACGGGAUCGUGGGAGCACAGCAGCAUCUACCUGAAUGUUGAUCCUCCAGGUGAGUGA
Messenger RNA from Pelmatolapia mariae (spotted tilapia), 804 nucleotides. Its product is annotated as coxsackievirus and adenovirus receptor homolog. The transcript has 3 exons. The record is from RefSeq and is a predicted model, not a curated record. Gene Ontology annotation, cellular component: external side of plasma membrane. Gene Ontology annotation, molecular function: signaling receptor binding. Lineage: Eukaryota; Metazoa; Chordata; Actinopteri; Cichliformes; Cichlidae. The coding region runs from base 1 to 804 and encodes 267 amino acids. Gene Ontology annotation, biological process: T cell receptor signaling pathway; regulation of cytokine production.